CAACCUGAUAUUUUAAUUUUACAUAUAUAAAUGCAAAAUUUCAUCUCGAGCGAAUCUCAAUUUUUGAAAUUAGUUUAUUCGGCAUUCGCGAUGUGAAUCUAUAUACCUUGAAAAUUCUAAGUUUCUAGGUUUUCCGUUGGAUGUUAUUGUGCUUACACUGCUUACGGACGCCUAAAUUUAAACAAUUUCAAGGUGACAUCAUAAUAUCCAGAACUUAGGAGAUUUGUGUUUUAGCAAAAAAGUUCAAUGAAACAAAUCUAAAUUAAUCGAUAAAAUUGAUUAGCGCUGAAAUCGAUAUCGUACUCAUCAGCUCAUCUUAAUAUUUUACUCAUCCUUGGAAUAAAUUAAUGACGUCUUUAAAAUUUGUCAAAAAACUGUCUGCCAGUUGUCAUUAUUUGAUAAAUUACAAGUUUGGAACAAAAUUUAAAUCACAGAUUACUGUUACUCAGUUCAUGUUAAUAUUCUGUGCUGGCCAACUUUUGUGACACGUCGGUGUAAAUGUUUUUCUCGUUUGAUAAUUUUAAAUAUACAUAAUGGGGCAGAAAUUUCAAUAUGAUGAGAGUGGAGGGACUUUUUUCUAUUUUCUACUUUCAUUUCUAGCAUUAAUUUUAAUACCGGCAACAAUUUAUUAUUGGCCAAGGAAGAAGAAAAGAGAUCCAGAAGAGGAAAAUAGACGUUGUCACUGCCCACCAUGCAUACAAAAAGUAGAAUAUCUCAAAAAUGCAGAACCAUGGAGAGGACCAAAAGAUUUUUUGAUAAAACUCUCCAUUUUAGCUGGUUGGGUAGUUUUAAUUUUUUUGGCAUACAAAGUUUCUCAGUUCGAUUAUGAAAUGGCCAACUUUGAUCCCUAUGAAAUUCUUAGGGUACCUUUGGGAGCUUCAGAAAGUGAAAUAAAAAAAUCAUAUAGAAAACUUUCACUCAUUCUGCAUCCAGAUAAAGAUACUGGAAAUGCCAAGGAAUUUAUGAAAUUAACUAAAGCUUAUCAGGCUCUAACAAAUGAAGAAGCAAGAAAGAACUGGGAGAAAUAUGGAAAUCCAGAUGGUCCAGGAGCAAUGAGUUUUGGCAUAGCACUUCCCUCAUGGAUAGUAGAAAAAGAAAAUAGUGUUUGGGUUUUAGGACUUUAUGCUUUAGUGUUCAUGAUUGCCUUACCUAUAGUUGUAGGAACUUGGUGGUACAGAAGUAUAAAGUUUACUGGAGAUCAGGUAUUAUUAGAUACUUCACAAAUGUACUAUUACUUCUUCCAUAAGACUCCUAAUAUGAUUUUAAAAAGAGUGAUAAUGAUUCUGGCUGCCAGUUUUGAGUUUGAUAAACGUCAUAACUCGGAGGUGGUGGAACGACCAACAGAUAAUGAGGAAAUACCACAGCUAUUCAAAAAACUACCUCACCUUCAAGAAAAAAAUAAAGAACCUCCAAUGUGCCGAUUGUAUAGUGUAAAGGCGAGAACUAUUAUUCAUGCACAUUUAACAAGGAUACCUUUGAAUCCUUUAACGCUUGAACAGGAUCGAAGAUACAUUAUAGCAAAAUGUCCGUAUUUGCUUCUAGAACAAGUAAAUUGUGUUAAUCAACUGAUACUUCUGGGUUAUGCUAAACGAAUUCAACAUAUUCCUAGUAUUGAAUCAAUAGAGAACUGUAUGAAACUAUGCCCCAUGAUUGUUCAAGCAAUGUGGGAACAUAAAUCGCCUCUACUGCAACUUCCCUAUAUCAAUGAAGAUAACCUUAAACAUUUUAUGUCAAAGAAGCGUCAUAUUAAAACAUUGCAACAAUAUGCUCAACUGAAGAGUGAAGAUAGGCGUAGUCUUUUGAGGAAUCUAUCGGAUUCUCAGUAUGAAGAUGUGAUGAAGACAUUAGGCAACAUGCCUUAUGUUGAUUUCGAGGUGAAAUGCGAAGUCAUUGAUGAUGAGAACCCCACAAAAGUUACAGCCGGUGCUAUUGUAACUGUUACUGUAACUCUUACGCGUCAAAACAUGAGUAGCCUCUUUGGUGAUGAGAGUGCCAAAGACAACAGUCUCAUCACUGAAAAUGGAGUAGAAGUUGAGAACAAAGAGACUGCUGGUGGUGAUGGAGAUUCAGAACCAUUUUACAAGAGGCCCGCAUGGAUGAAACAAAAAAGAGGUGGAGGUAAAAAGAGCAAGAAAUCUGGAAAGCAGAGUAAUAAGUCGGGAAGAACCAAUCACAAUGUUGAUGAAUCUCCCAUACCGUCUCAGGAAAAAUCCAAGACCAAAGAUGAAAAAGAUAAGGCUUCGAAAGAGGAUUUAUCAAAUGAAUCCGAUGAUAGCGAUAGAGAAAAUGGCAAAGAUAAAUCUUCUGAUGAAGAUAACGAUAAUAAUCAGAGGAGUGAAAAUAGUGAUGACGAUGAUCAGGAAUGGGAGAAGUUCAAGAAAAUCAGGGAACGUGAGAGAUCUUUAGAAGGAAAAUCAAAGACAUCACAUCCAGUUCAUUGUCCUUAUUUUCCUGCUGAAAAGCAGGAAUAUUGGUGGACUUACAUAUGUGACAGGAAAUCAAGGACCUUGCUUACAGCCCCUUAUUAUGUUACUAGUUUAGUAGAUCAAGAAGUCGUUCAUCUCAAGUUCACAGCUCCCAUAUGGCCGAACAAAUAUGUAUUCCAAGUCUGUCUAAGAUCAGACUCUUAUGUUGGUUUUGACCAGCAGAAAGAUAUCAAAUUAGAUGUGGAAGAAGCCCACAAAGAAAUAGUGGAUCAUCCUCAAUGGGAAUUCGAAGAUUCGGCAGAUGAAGCGGUAGCAGAUAAUGAUGCCCACGAAUCGGAAUAUACCACUGAUGACGAUAUUCCUGGCGAUGACUGAAAUACUAACUUUUUAAAGGAUUCUAGUUGAAAAUAAAGAUGAAAAUCUGUCUGCCAGUGAGGUGGUCCAAGGUUCAAUAAAAGAAAUAUUCAGAGGCAGAUUUUUCUACAUUCAUCAUAUUUUUAUACUGCGAAUUUUUAUUAAUUUAUUAGAUCGAUCGUCUAUUCAUUCAUGACAGAUGAAGAAAAUAGUGUUAUUUAAGAUAGAUAUUGUCAUUGUUCUAUUCGAAAUGAAAACAGCAAUUUUUAUUUUUUGUGGCCAGUCUUCUUCAUUGAAAACUAAUUGGGUUUAAGGAACGGUUUGGACAAUAUUAUUUAGUAUAAUACUGUAGGUUUUCAAAGCCGGAUGGUUCUUCGGAUUUGGAAAAUUACGGUCUUUCUAGCCAUGGUCUUAUAAGUUUUUCAACUGUAAGCAUCUUCAUAAGUUUCUGAGUAGAAGAAUGUAAAUCGACAUUGGAUUUCUCCGAAUUAGGUUCAUCUCCUCCACUUCUGGCUAGUUAAAUUCAAGACAAUCUAUUGCUGGUAACCAGGCUCUAAAAAAGAAUGGUGCCGAAUCUCUUCUUUCAACUUUAUUGGAAUGCUUGAAUAUUUUGAUAGCUCUAACUCAUGGAGGAAGUAUAUUUACAAUAACAAACAAUUCCGAGGAAUCCAAUUUCGAGUUGCAAUCUCAAAAGUUGCUUACCGCAGUUGUAGGCAAAAUGUCGGGUGAAAAAGUAAAUAGAGUCUAGAAAGCCCGGAAUCUUCGUACUAUGUUGAAUAUUAAUUAGGUAUUUAAGUGAAAGAGUCAAUUUUGUUGCUUCUGGAUCAAGUUGGUGCAAUAUGAUGUACUAUUUGAGGCAGAAUGUUGAAC
Molecule: messenger RNA, 3650 nt
Organism: Harmonia axyridis
Lineage: Eukaryota; Metazoa; Arthropoda; Insecta; Coleoptera; Coccinellidae
Gene: Sec63
Product: translocation protein SEC63 homolog
Exons: 10
Coding region: 534-2801 (755 amino acids)
Biological process (GO): post-translational protein targeting to endoplasmic reticulum membrane; SRP-dependent cotranslational protein targeting to membrane
Cellular component (GO): Sec62/Sec63 complex
Molecular function (GO): transmembrane protein transporter activity; RNA binding
Source: RefSeq, a predicted model, not a curated record